AAAAGUUUGUUUUGAUUUGAUUUUAAAUGUUUCUAAAUUGAAAUUCAUUGAUUGAAAUAAUUAUUAAUUGGGUAAUGUUUUUACUCUUAGAACAAAUUUAAAUAAUAUGGAAACAAUACUACAAUCUGACGAAUUUGCAGAGGAUAAGGAAAAUGUCCCUGUCACAAAAUGUGGAAUUUGUGGGGCUCUCCACUAUUAUCGAGAGUGUGGAUAUGUUGUCAUUAAUAAUAAGAUAUUGGACACACCAACUAUCCCAAAAGCCAUCCAAUCCCUACCGAACAUCUUAAAACUCACAAAACUGGGCGACGAAUCUACUUCGGUAUUUGCAAAAUCAUUGAUCGAAGUGGGAACGGAAUUUGGCCCUUUAGUAGCCAAAAAAAGUCUAACUUUGAAUCCUGAAACCCUAUUUUCCAUUAAAGUAUUUAGUGAACAAGAAGCGGAUUUAACUGAGUAUUAUUUAGAUUGUACUGACGAGCAUGCAUGCUGUUGGAUGAUGUUUGUUAAACCUGCCGAACAUGUUGGUGAACAGAAUUUAUUAUGUUAUCAGGAACAAAAUGACAUUUAUUUUGGAGCUAUCAAAGACAUUGAGCCUGGAGAAGAAUUGAAAGUCUGGUAUUCGCCUUAUUAUGCCUCGAAAAUGGGAAAACAUUUACUCAGUUUUGAUGUCACAAUUUUACAAGACAUUGAACCAGUAAUAGAAUCAGACCCAAAGGAUUUGAACGUUUUAGUAAACGAACAACAAAAAAUCGUACCUCGUGCUGUAUGGAAUUGCAAGUUUUGCUACAAAUUGGAAAAAAACGUCACAGAUUUCGCCAAGCAUCUUAUAGGCCAUUAUUGUAUGAGGCAAAAGAGAACGUGCGAAUUUUGCAGUGUAUCUUUUAGUUAUAAAGCCGAUUACGACAAACACUUGAAACUCCACAAACAAUCCAGCCUUGAAAAUUCCAAUCCCGAACCUAAAAAAAACCCAUCAAUUCUCCAGUGCCCCGAUAGUUUCGACAACUCGAAUUUCCUGUUGCCCCAAAUGGAAUUGAACAUAGUGAAUCUGGAAAAUUUAGAAAAUAAUUUGUUGUUGGACGAUAAUUUGCGCCUCAACUUGGACAUGGAUGUAACUGGGGAAGAAUAUGAUAAUAAUAGAGUUGAGGAUUUGGUUUGCGAUAUUUGCCUGAAGAAAUUCAAAAGCAAACCUUUACUGGUGGCACAUUUGAGGAUGCACCUUGGGGCUUUUUAUUGUGCUAGUUGUAAUAGAGUAUUUGGUAGAAAAGAAACCCUAAAACACCAUAAAUGCACCACGUCCUUUUUCCACAAAUGCCCAAAAUGUUCCAAAACGUUUUCGCAAAAAAAACGUUUAAACUUUCACAUAAAAGCAUUCCACGAUUUGAAAUAUUCGUGUCCCCACUGUCAUAGAAAAUGCUUUGGCCAAACCGAAUUGAAAAAUCACGUGUGCGCAGAAGACCCGAAUAGAAUCCUAAAAUGUCCCACUUGUUCCAGAAACUUCAGCAACGAACGUAGUUUCAGAUUCCAUAUGAAAAUGCACGAAACAACUUACGGGCCUGUAAGGUACGUUUGUUCCGAGUGCAGCCAGCUGUAUUCUUCUAAAGUCAUUUACGAAAGGCACUUGAAGACUGUGCAUUCGCAAAAUAAGCAAUUCACUUGCCAAAUUUGCGAUAAGAAAUUCGCCAGGAGGGAUAUUUUGAAUACACAUUUGUUGGAGAUUCAUUUACAGGCAACCUUUGCAUGUAAAUUUUGCGAAAAACCCUUUACCUCUAAGCGUAACCGCGACUGUCACAUAAGAAAUAUACACACCAACCAAAAAACUACAAAAUACUCUUGCAAAGAGUGCCCAGUCCAGUUUACCUACAUGCGCAACUUACAACGUCACAUGAAAUUGAACCACACUUACAGCAAAGAUGUCAAAACUGGGGAAAAAAUCAAGUGUUCCCUCUGUCCCAGGGAAUAUAAUUAUUUCAGAUCGUUACAGGCACACACGAAGGCCAAACAUUCUCAACAGUAUUUCAAUGAGAAAUUGCGAUCCAAUAAGGACGACGGGUCUAUUCAUUGUCCAGAGUGUUGGCAAAAGUUUCCCAAAAGGAAAAUGACGAGCUUGAAGCGGCACGUUUGGAAUCAGCACCGGCAAAGAUUCGAUAGUUUCUGCCAGGAGUUCAACUUAGAAAAUGAAUCAAUGUUCCGUUGUCCAUUGUGUCCUAAAGAAUUUAUAGUAAAGGAUUCACUCCAGAGACAUUUAAAAACUCAUAACAACAGUGAACUCAAUGCAAUUAUUCCAAAAGAAGCACCAAUCACAGUACAAAAAGCAAGCAAGCCAAAUACAAACAACGAGACUCAUAAAGAAACUUGUCUGAUUUGUGGGCACAAAUUUAAACUGAAUUCUUCACUGUUACGUCAUAUGAAGCAGAAACAUCCAUCCAAGGAAAAUCCAAAUAGUACCCUAAGCAAAAAGGCAGAAGAAAAGGAAACUAAUUUACUUGGCGAAGAAGAAUUCGACAACUACAUGGACCUGCAAAAAACUAUCGAAAAUAUGGACUUUAACGUUGAUAUGGUCAACGACAAUCAAUUAAGUUGCAACGAGUUUAUUGAUAAGUUUUUGAAAGAGAGCAGCGACCAAAUUUCUCUAUUUUUGACUGACAGUCCGAAAUUACCAACGCCUACAGUCAAUGUUGACGACCAAAACCAAAAGAAAGAUAUUAUCGGUUUAUCGAUGCUGGAUUUUCCCGAUUUGGACUUUUCCGAAAUAGAACUGGAACCUUUAGGUCCUUCAGGAGGUCGUACCCCAAUGCCCAGUAUCGAUUCGUUGAUUCCAGACGUUGUGCUGUAUCUCCGCAACGACAAAUAAAUACGAUUGAUUCAUGAAAUAAACGCACUUAAAGAAAAAAAAGUUUAUUUUACAAUUAUUACAAGAAAGGACGUGAAGAACCAACAGCCAAAAACCUUGGCUAAUCUAUGGAACAAAUAAAUAUACAUAUAGAACAGAAAACAAAUGAGAACUACAGCCUGUACAGGACACAAAAAAACAAUCUCAAGCACUUAAUAUCAGAAUCAAGAAAACAAUACGAAGAAAACUUCCUAGCUUAUGAAAAGCUGCAGACAUGAAUGUAAAAUCCGUUUUGCUGUAAAAUUAACAGUUUAGGUUUUACAUCCUCUCAAAGUUGCAAAAAAGUCAAUUUUCUACUGUCAUUAUUUCCAAAACAGUGGAAGAUAGGUAUAUGACACUAUG
This is a messenger RNA of Ceutorhynchus assimilis (cabbage seed weevil), 3229 nucleotides long. Lineage: Eukaryota; Metazoa; Arthropoda; Insecta; Coleoptera; Curculionidae. The record is from the annotation of a GenBank genome assembly.